Messenger RNA from Naegleria lovaniensis, 522 nucleotides. RefSeq lists its product as uncharacterized. The coding region runs from base 1 to 522 and encodes 173 amino acids. NCBI's taxonomy places the organism in Eukaryota, Heterolobosea, Eutetramitea, Acrasida, Naegleriidae. Gene Ontology annotation, molecular function: FAD binding; blue light photoreceptor activity. The record is from RefSeq and is a predicted model, not a curated record. The transcript has a single exon.
AUGCAACGAAUGGCAGGAGCACUCGCUCGAAACAAGUUUAAGAGUUUUGAAAUUGAUGGAUCACUAAUGCGACUUGUUUACACUUCUCGUUAUGAUCCAAAUCAACUUGAUGGCUCAGAUUUCACGAACAUUGGCCAAGUUUCCAUUCAACAUAAUUCUUCCACGAAUAUUUCUGGAUUGUUGUUGUGUUGUGACGGUGUAUUUUGUCAAAUUCUUGAAGGAGAACCCGAAGUGGUUUAUACCUUGCUGAAUGACAAGAUUGCCAAAGAUCAGAGACAUUAUGGAAUUGUCGUUGUGAAAGAAGAGCAUGGCGUGAAGGAGUAUGAAAGGUUGUACUCGGAUUGGGCCAUGAAAACUGUUGAUUUGGUUCAUUGUUACAAUUAUUUAGCUCAAUUUAUGAGAACAAUUAUUGAAGCAGCGUCAAAACUUGAAUGUUUCCAACAUCGAUUUGAUAUGAGUGAACAAGAAGCAAUGGAAAUCAUUUGUAAUAGUAUGAAGAUGCAUACAUCGUCCACUAAAUGA